Messenger RNA from Saxophila tyrrhenica, 360 nucleotides. RefSeq lists its product as uncharacterized. The coding region runs from base 1 to 360 and encodes 119 amino acids. Lineage: Eukaryota; Fungi; Ascomycota; Dothideomycetes; Mycosphaerellales; Extremaceae. The transcript has a single exon. The record is from RefSeq and is a predicted model, not a curated record.
AUGAGCACUGGCGCUGUCGUGGCGGCAGCCGUCGUGCCUCUCUGCAUUCUUUCAUUACUGCUUGGCAUCUGCGUUUUCUUCUCGCUGCGGGAGGUCCGAAAGAUGCUUCGGUUGGUGUAUCCAAGCGCCGGGUUUGAGAAGGUGAAGAAGGAGAAUACAGAGGACUGGAGUAGGGAGGGAAGUAGGAUCAAGUUAAGGAACGAGCGAUUCCACAGCGAGAGGCCGAGGAGCGUUGAGCGAGAUGCUUACGAUGGCCAACAUGAUGAGCGUGAGGUUGAGAAGGAGCUGGUUUACAGGAGGCAAGCCGUGCAUGCAGAUGUGCGGCAGGCCAAGGGACAGGGUACGCGCCCAUGCCGAUGA